UUUAUAUGCGAUCGCCGCUGCCCUCGACACUGAGACAUUGCGCCCCCAUUCUACCACCCGCGGAGGCGAUCAGCUCCUCACUCGUCGUCGUCGAGCUUCAGCAUCCACUUCGCUUUUCAACUUUAUCUUCUCCAAGAAAUAGUUAUUUUACAAAUAAUCACGAUAAUUGCAAUUUGAACAUUAAGGGUUCAUAUUGGUGCAGAGGCCUCUUACCAUCGUGUUCACCUAGUUUAAAGUUAAGUGGCAAAAGAUUUACUUCUUUGGUUGCAACACAACCUGUACCAGCACAAUCUGAGGAGUCAAAGAUGGAUAUGCCAAGAGAGAUCUUUCUGAAGGACUACAAGAUGUCAGAUUAUCUGUUUGACACGGUUGAUUUGAGAUUUGAUUUAGGGGAGGACAAGACUAUAGUCUCAUCAAAAAUUGCUGUUUUGCCAAGAGUUGAAGGUGCUCUGUGUCCAUUGGUUCUUCAUGGAAGUGAUCUUAAGCUAUUAUCAAUUAAAGUUGAUGGAAAGGAAUUGAAGAAAGAAGAUUUUCACUUGGACCACCAUCACCUAACCCUGCCAUCACCACCAGCCAGUGCAUUUAUACUGGAAAUUGUGACAGAGAUAUAUCCUCAGAAGAACACAUCUUUGGAGGGCCUUUACAAGUCUUCUGGUAAUUUUUGCACACAAUGUGAAGCUGAAGGGUUUCGGAAAAUAACCUUUUAUCAGGAUCGCCCUGAUGUGAUGGCAAGAUACACUUGUCGAAUUGUAGCUGAUAAGACUCUUUAUCCGGUGCUUUUAUCUAAUGGGAAUCUGAUAGAGCAAGGCGAUCUUGAGGGUGGAAAACAUUAUGCUUUAUGGGAAGACCCUUUUAAAAAACCAAGCUAUCUGUUUGCAUUAGUUGCUGGACAAUUAGAAAGCAGAGAUGAUAAAUUUGUUACCCACUCUGGCCGUGAGGUAAAAUUGAGGAUCUGGACCCCUUCAGAGGAUGUACCCAAAACUGGCCAUGCUAUGUAUUCCCUUAAAGCAGCUAUGAAGUGGGAUGAGGAUGUAUUUGGUCUUGAAUAUGAUCUUGAUUUGUUCAACAUUGUGGCUGUUCCUGAUUUUAAUAUGGGUGCCAUGGAAAACAAGAGCUUAAAUAUAUUCAACUCUAAGCUUGUCUUGGCAUCACCAGAAACUGCUACAGAUGGAGAUUAUGCUGCAAUUCUGGGAGUGAUUGGUCACGAGUAUUUCCAUAAUUGGACUGGAAACAGAGUCACGUGCCGUGACUGGUUCCAACUAAGUCUAAAAGAAGGUCUUACUGUCUUUAGAGACCAGGAGUUUUCAUCUGACAUGGGCAGCCGGACGGUUAAGCGCAUAGCUGAUGUUUCAAGAUUGAGGAAUUAUCAAUUCCCACAGAAGGAAGAAGAGUUUGUAUUUGCCAAUAUACCUGAACGGCCAAUUCCUUCACUAUUACGGGAUUAUAGUGCUCCAAUUCGUCUUGAUUCUGAUCUUACGGAUAGUGAUUUAUUCUUUUUGCUAGCACAUGAUUCAGAUGAAUUUAAUAGAUGGGAGGCUGGUCAAGUUUUGGCACGCAAACUGAUGUUAAGUCUUGUAGCGGACUUCCAGCAAAACAAAUCAUUGAGUCUGAACCCAAAGUUUGUUGAAGGGAUCAGACGCAUUCUAUGCAACACAAGCUUGGACAAAGAAUUUAUUGCGAAGGCAAUUACUUUGCCCGGUGAAGGGGAGAUAAUGGACAUGAUGACAGUUGCAGAUCCUGAUGCUGUGCAUGCUGUUCGCGUCUUCAUCAAAAAGCAGAUUUCUCUCAACCUGAAGGAAGAUCUCUUAGCCACAGUGAUAAACAACAGAAGCUCUGAGACAUAUGUUUUUGACCAUCACAAUAUGGCCCAACGUGCUUUGAAGAACACAUCGCUUGCUUAUCUUGCAUCAUUGGAUGAUCCAGAGCUCACAGAACUUGCGUUGCAUGAAUACAAGUCUGCCACUAAUAUGACUGACCAAUUUGCUGCUUUAGCUGCCAUAGCCCAAAAUGCAGGUCAAGUUCGUGAUGAUGUUCUAUCUGACUUCUAUACGAAGUGGCAGCAUGAUUUUUUGGUUGUGAAUAAAUGGUUUGCUCUUCAAGCCAUGUCUGACAUUCCAGGGAACGUCAUAAAUGUUCAAAAGUUGUUGAGCCACCCUGCAUUUGACUUGCGAAAUCCUAACAAGGUAUACUCACUAAUUGGAGGAUUUUGUGGCUCACCUGUGAAUUUCCAUGCAAAAGAUGGGUCAGGCUACAAAUUUUUGGGAGAACUAGUGUUACAGUUGGACAAGAUUAACCCUCAGGUGGCAUCUCGCAUGGUGUCAGCCUUCUCUAGGUGGAGGCGCUAUGAUGAGCACCGGCAAGCUCUUGCUAAGGUACAACUGGAGAUGAUAAUAUCAGCAAAUGGACUAUCAGACAAUGUGUAUGAGAUCGCUUCCAAGAGCUUGGCGGCCUGAGUUGUGACUCUAGAUGCUUCUUUCCUGUCAUCAUGUUCCUAACAUGGCGUAUGAUAUCUUUGAAAUAUUGAUGCUGGAACUUGCUGUUUUCUCCUGUGUGGCGUAGACUUUUCAUACUACAUAUUUUGGAUAAUAAUAAGAUCGAUGCAUCUAUAUGCUGCACCUGAAAAAUCAAGAUUGCCUCUUUUGUAGGUGGUGGUGGUAAAGUGUUUGUAUGGUGCUCGCCUUUGAACCCGACUCGGUGACCCGAUAGAGUGGUGUGGUGGCUCGGCCAUCCGAGAAGGUUUAGAAAUAUCAAAUAUAAUCUGUGUGAAAUG
Messenger RNA from Musa acuminata subsp. malaccensis (wild Malaysian banana), 2770 nucleotides. Lineage: Eukaryota; Viridiplantae; Streptophyta; Magnoliopsida; Zingiberales; Musaceae. The record is from RefSeq and is a predicted model, not a curated record.